UCAAUUUUAAUUAAAUUGUCUCUUGCUGUUGUUAAAAAUGUUAAAUUUUUUUAAAAUUGUUCCUUUUACAAACUACAUCAAACACAAGAAUAACAUAAUCGCGUACUGUAAUAAUGCUGCAUAUAUUGUUUUUUGCUAUAUAGAUGAAGUACAGAUAUGCUCAAAAGAUUGGGAAUGUAUUACUUUGAAGAUCAAAGAAGUAAAGCUUUGUUGUAUUCCUGAGGAUUCCGAUUGCCUUAUACUCCUUUGUCAGAAUUCAAUUACAAGCAAAAUAGCUCUUAACGUUUACAAUAUUUCAAAUCAAUUCAAACACAAAACUGCGAAUACAUUGUGUAAUACCAUUCUUGAGUGUAACUCUAAAGUAACUGCUUUAAGUGCAUUAAACACGUCGGACUCUCAACUAUGUUUAUCCAUUGGUCUUGAUAAUGGUAAUAUAUUAUUCUACAAUAACGUUAUUUACAAGGAUAUUUCUACUAAUGCGUUUAAAUGCUUGAAUGUGAACACAAAACCAAUUAAAGGUAUUAUGUUUUCAAAAAAUAAAAAGGAUAUCAAUAUGUUUGUUUGUUCUGAUGCUGGAGUAUUUUGUUACACUAUAUGCAAAAACUUUAUUCUAAGUGAAACCAAGUUCAUUUUGGACGAUAUGGCUUCCAUCGUACAUUGUAGUACGUUGAAGGCAUCAAUCGAAUUAGGUGGAGAACAAUAUUUUGUUGUAGCACGGGAUGAUGGUCUAUAUUGUUACACAGCAGACGGUAGAGGUCCUUGUUAUCCAAUAAAUGGUCAUAAACAGACUGUGGAAUGCUUUGGGAAAAGUUUAAUAAUUGUGCUGAAAACUAAUGGCUCUUUGUAUUUACAGGGAAGUACAUCUCAACUAAUAAUUGUCGACAUUGAUAACAAGAUAAUUGUGUUAAACAAAGAGUUUGAUGAAGUUUUGUGUGUUUUACCUAGAACAUGUUGGUCUGGUUGUUUAAUCUUAUUAAAAAAUGGAGACGUUUUUACUUUAAAAGAACAUGAAUUGCGAUUUAAAUUAUCUCUAUUAAUUAAGAAAAAUUUAUACGAUAUUGCUCUAAAAUUUUUGCAAGAAUCAACACCUAGCACCGAUAUUAUGUCAGAAGUAUUAGUUCAUUAUGGGGACUAUUUGUUACAGCGUGGAGAUACAUUAGAAGCCGUUAAGGUUUAUUCUAAAACCAUUGGAACAACAUCACCUUUUUCAAUAAUUAACAAAUUAAUGGAUUUUCGUUAUAAUGAACACCUUAUACAAUAUUUAUCUAAUUUAGUUCAGACAGAAUAUAAAAUGGCGGAACAUGUUGAGCUACUUAAUAACUGUUUUCAACGCAUUGAGUUACCAGCAAGUGCAAUUCGUAUAUUCGAAAUUGAAGUGAGCAAAUACCAUGAAUUAUACGCCGAAAAUGCAACUAUAAAUAAAGGCGAAAAAAUAAAAAUGAUUUUAAAAUCUUUACUGCAGAAACAAAACGUUCCAGUUAAUGUUUUUAAUGAAUUAAAAAAUUCAGAAGUUUUAAAUUUUUUUUCAGAAUAUGGAUACUGUUUAAUUAAAAAAUAUCCAAAUGAAUUAAAAGAAUUGAUAAAUUAUUUAUUAUCAAAUCGCUUUUUGAAAAAUCAUAUAUUUCAUAAUAUAAUACUCUCAUUAUCACUUACGAAUAAAUUGUGCGCCAUUGAUUUUAUAAAUAAAAUAUUUAAGGAUUGCGGGCAGAACUCUAUAUAUAAUAUUUGGACCGAAUUGAUAUUGCAAAUGUGGCAUAAAGGACACAUUGAUAUAAAUUUUGUGAUAGAAUUUUUUAAAAUACAUGAAUCAGAAAUAUGCUUUGAUAAUGUUUUUAUAUUAUGCCGAAAUUACAAGUUUUGGCCGGGUAUCAGAUUGAUGUAUGAUAAAUGUAGUAUGGAAAUACUAAGCACAAGUUGUUUAGUAAAUAGCUUUGAUAUGUUUCCUGGAUACAUGAAUACAUUUUCCAUUGAAUAUAGUGGUCAAAAAUUGAACUAUAUGUGGAUUCGAACUAUACAAAAGGAGAAAUUGGCAACAAACUAUUCCUUAAAAUUUGUCAGCGAUAUAGUUAGAAAUAUAAUUAAUGCAAAUCCAUACUAUAUUAUAAACAUACUUUAUAGUUUUGUAAUCAGCAACGAUUUUCUGCUAUCACAUUUAAAUGAAAUUCUUUUACAUGAAAACUUUUUCACACAUUUUAAAUGCGACGAGCUCUACAGCAUUGUAUUACUUUUGAAAGAGCGAGUUGGGCACAUGGAAGAUAUUUUACAUAAAUAUUUAAACCGGCCUAUAGAAUUUCGUAACAGAUCAUGUGAUAUUUGUAAACAAAUGAUAAAGCAACCAGCAGUAUAUUUCUUAUGUCAACACUCUUAUCAUAGAGAAUGUAUCAGACAAUAUAGUGAAGUUUUGGUGUGCAUUGUAUGUACAGAUAUUCAAAUGUUCAAAUUAAAAAUUAACGAUGCAAAUCAGAUAAAUAACCCUCCGGGUAUCUGUAAUAAAAUUAAAAAUACCUUAUUGAUGGACAUUUCCAAAAAAAUGGGACAAUUGCCUUUAAAAUCAGCUGAUAAAGAAUUAAAUACAAAAGACAUGCAGAAAAAUGCAUUGGAAUAUGAUUUAAAAUCGGACAAAAAUCCGUUUAGUGAAUAUGACGCUAAUUUAAAUCCAUUUAAUAAUUAAUAAUUGUAACUUAAAUAUCUAUUUUCUUUAGCGAUUACAGCUAAAUAUUUUAUGUAUAUUAUGCAUUGUAUUUAUAAAUAGUUUAGAAUAUAAAAUAAUAUAAUAAUAAAUAUGAAUUCGUCAUUGCGCUAUUAAAA
This is a messenger RNA of Calliphora vicina (urban bluebottle blowfly), 2808 nucleotides long. RefSeq names its product vacuolar protein sorting 11 (gene Vps11). The coding region runs from base 38 to 2671 and encodes 877 amino acids. Gene Ontology annotation, biological process: organelle fusion; vacuole organization; endosome organization. NCBI's taxonomy places the organism in Eukaryota, Metazoa, Arthropoda, Insecta, Diptera, Calliphoridae. Gene Ontology annotation, cellular component: HOPS complex; endosome. Gene Ontology annotation, molecular function: protein-macromolecule adaptor activity; metal ion binding; protein binding. The transcript has a single exon. The record is from RefSeq and is a predicted model, not a curated record.